This is a messenger RNA of Mizuhopecten yessoensis (Yesso scallop), 1543 nucleotides long. RefSeq lists its product as uncharacterized. The record is from RefSeq and is a predicted model, not a curated record. The transcript has 5 exons. Gene Ontology annotation, molecular function: protein binding. The coding region runs from base 51 to 1406 and encodes 451 amino acids. Lineage: Eukaryota; Metazoa; Mollusca; Bivalvia; Pectinida; Pectinidae.
AUUCAAGCUGAACGGACUCGAGACGUAGCUAAACGAGCCAGUCACUUACUAUGGACCAUGUUCAUGGUUUCAAGAUUUACGGUUUCCAGCUGGGUAUCCAGUUUGCAGAUAAGCUACAGUUCAUCAACAUUUGCCUGCAGAAAGUGUACAAUUUUUUAAGGGGCUAUAUCAUCACCCUCCUGUCAUCCCUUAAACGUCCAGUUAGACCCGGUCAGCCACGGUCAACAGAUAUAGGUACUGAUUAUAUAUGCCUGGAAUGGGACAAGAUCGAAAAAGACGAGGUUUCCCAUUAUGAGAUCCGAAUAAAAGUCGCUGGUGAUCAUAUUUGGUCAUCGACAAUUGUUUCUACCAAAGACAGACAACAACCAUUCCAUCGCUUCAACGAACUCCUACAGAACACUAGAUAUGAAUUCAUGGUGCGAGCAGUUUACUCAGAUGGUUGUGACAGCGAUUUUAGCUGCAAGAGUGCGGAAAUAACAACAGGUUGCUCAAAGGUGUGUGGGAUCCUAAAGUACUGCAAGAAGAUAAUUGAUGGGCCACCAAGCGUUUACAGACUUCCUUUAGUUGAGAUACAGUCAUCAAAAGACGAUGAUCAAAAGACAAGAAAAUGUAGAUACGGAAACUCGACUUGUCUUCGAGAGAAAACUGUACUGAUGGUCGGCCCAAGAACAGGAGGGAAAACCACUCUAAUCAACGGACUUGUCAACCACAGUCUUGGUGUGAAAUGGGAACACGAAUACCGAUUGAAAAUUACAGAUGAACCAGAAAUUACAUCUUCCAGACAGGAAUCACCUACUGAAUGGAUCACAAGCUACAAAGUACAUCCGGUCACGACAGACACUGACUUCAUUUUGAAUAUCAUAGACACCCCAAGCUUCCACGAAGGACCAGAAUCGUAUGAAAGAAACCAGAAUCUCCUUCAACGUCUCAAAUUCUUCCUGUCCACCAGAGGUCCCAAGGGUAUGAAUGGAAUAGAUGCUGUUUGCUUCGUCAGUCAGGCCAACCCUGUCACAUUUAGCGGUAUCGACAAGGCCUUUAGCGACAUAUUGGAUGGCAUUGUGUCCAUAUUUGGAGACAACAUGCAUGGGAACAUAAUUCCUAUGCUGACGUUUGCCGACGGGAAAGAGCCAUCCGUGCUUAAAAUCCUCUCAACUGUUGGGGUCCCGACACAGCGUUUCUUUGUCUUUAACAGUUCGACGCUCUUCCCACCGUACACUGAAGACGCUCUGCUUGGAAAGACUUCGUGGAAAUUAAGCUCCAGAGGAUUUGAAGGAUUUUUAAACCAUCUUUCAAACAUGAAACCCUGCCCAGCGUUAAAGACCACUCCGAUGACAACAACACAGCCCAAUAAAAAAAAGGCAACAAGAGAAAAUGACACAUCUGCAGGAAAAUCGUUUGGAGAUUAACGUACAACUCAUGAAUCUCGCGAACGUGCAGUCCGACAGAGAUACUGUGAAGAGGUUUGCUAUCGACAUAGAACACAACAACCCGUUUACGUACGAUGAGGAGGUGUAUCGUCAAGAGAAAAUCCCGCUUGAACCUG